Molecule: messenger RNA, 1428 nt
Organism: Miscanthus lutarioriparius
Lineage: Eukaryota; Viridiplantae; Streptophyta; Magnoliopsida; Poales; Poaceae
Source: the annotation of a GenBank genome assembly
AUGUGUUGUGCCCUGAACAUGUUUCAAAGACUCUACCAUGUGAUAAGCUGCGGACACAUAGAAAGGAGAAUUACAGUUCUUCCCUGCGUCAAAGAAGAACCUUUCACCAAUUUCGAAGAGGAAGGUCAGCAAUCUCAUUUGCAUAACACCACAAGUUCUUUCUCGCCUGUAGGAAAAUGUGCAGAUAAGGAAGGAAAUCUUUAUGUUCGUCAUAGGGAAACUCAACAAACUGAUCAGCUUAACACUUCAAAUACUUCCUUGUUCCCACAUAGCCAACCUUCUCACAAAGAAGGAAUUUCUCCCAAUAGCUCAAGGGGUGGCAAACAAAUGGAUCAGCUUAACUCCAUGAGUUCUUGCUUGCCUGGCAGCCUGUAUACAAAAAAGGAAGAAAAUUUUGACAAUCAUCAAAGGAAAAAUCAACAAACAGAUCAGCUUAACAUUUCAAAUCCUUUCUAUUUGCCUCUGAGCCAACAUUCUCAAAAAGAAGGAAUUUCCACCAAUAACUCAAGGGAUGGAGAAAUAGAUCAGCUUGACACCUCAAGUUCUUCUUCCUUGCCACUAGGCCAACAUUCAUAUGACAAAGCAACUUCUAAGAAUCGUGAAAGGGAUAAUCAACGAACACAUGAGUGUAACACCUCAAAUUUAUCCUCGCCUCAGAGUCAUCCAGCCGAAGGAAUUUCUAUUGCUUUCCAAGGGGAAGAAACAGCUGCAGAUCAGCCUGACGCAUCGAGCUGCCCUUCUGAUCAGUUGGUUUUAUUUGGCUUGUCAUUAAGUGUGUCGGAGAAGGAUUUCUUGCAAAAGUUUGCGUGUUUGACCAACGCGAAGCUGAUAGAAGAGUGGUCAAAAGAUGUGACCCAUGUCAUUGUGGCCAAAGGUGCUGGUAGCUCAUGGAGCAGAUCAUUUGAAGUCCUCAUGGCCAUACUGCUUGGGAGAUGGGUUGUCCAUUUUGAAUGGGUUGCGGGCUGCUUGGGGACACAUCCAGGCCCAGAAGCUUCUUACGAGGUAGCAUUCAGCAUGGAUUCAGUCAGAACAAUCAACGGGCCGAAGAAGGGAAGAAUGCGAGCAGCUGAAGGGGCACCAAAUCUGUUUUCGGGACUGUGUUUCUGCCUGAGCGACUACAUGAACCCUGACAACAGAGACCGCAUGCGAGACCUCAUAGCCUCAACCGAAGGGCGGGUGCUGGAGAGACGCGACCUGCACUUGCAACUAAUAAAAAACCCUGAUGAUGACUCUUCGGUGAGGCGGUACUUCGUCUACGACGUCGAUGCGCCCGAGGAAUUCAGCUUGAGCACGCUGCGUAAGGAAAUGGAGGAGGUGAGAGAGCAAGCGGCGGCGGGGGCGCAGGUGAUCUGCCACCUCAAGGUGUUGGAUGCCAUCGCGGCUUAUGACGCGGAGAUUCUGAACGCGAAGGACAGCUUCACGUCGUGA